This is a messenger RNA of Choloepus didactylus (southern two-toed sloth), 4171 nucleotides long. RefSeq names its product sorting nexin 8 (gene SNX8). The transcript is spliced from 11 exons. Gene Ontology annotation, biological process: retrograde transport, endosome to Golgi. Gene Ontology annotation, molecular function: phosphatidylinositol binding. The coding region runs from base 247 to 1557 and encodes 436 amino acids. NCBI's taxonomy places the organism in Eukaryota, Metazoa, Chordata, Mammalia, Pilosa, Megalonychidae. The record is from RefSeq and is a predicted model, not a curated record.
CUUGGGUCUGGGCGGUUCAUGGAGCCUCCUGGCCCCUAAGAGCUAGGUUCCUUCUUUCCUGUGCCUCUGCCAUGUGCUGGGCACCGUUCUGGAGAUUCUGGAUGGUUCUGCCUGUGGGUAAAGCAGCCCCAAGCCCCUGCUCUCCUGGAGUUCACUGUUGGAACAGGAGGAGGGCAACAUUCCAUAGAUGAAAGAACCUCACUGAGAACCCGGGUCACGGAGCUGAGGGACGCAGACCCCAGGCGAAUGCAGGUGCCUCCGGGGAACCCGCUGCUGCUCUCCUACACCCUGCAGGAGCUGCUGGCCAGGGACACUGUGCAGGUGGAGCUGAUUCCGGAGAAGAAGGGCCUCUUCCUGAAGCACGUGGAGUAUGAGGUCUCCAGCCAGCGCUUCAAGUCCUCCGUGUACAGGCGCUACAACGACUUCGUGGUCUUCCACGGGCUGCUGCUGCAGAAGUUCCCGUACCGCAUGGUGCCGGCCCUGCCCCCCAAGCGGGUGCUGGGAGCCAACAGGGAGUUCAUCGAGGCGCGGCGGCGGGCGCUAAGGCGCUUCAUCAACCUGGUGGCGCGGCACCCCCCGCUCUCCGAGGACGGGCUCCUGGGACUCUUCCUCUCCUUCGGCGGAUCGGACGUGCAGAACAAGUUAAAGGAAUCCGCCCAUGGUGUUGGGGAUGAAUUCGUGAAUUACAAGCUGGCCACUCGAGCCAAGGACUUUCUCCCAGCUGACAUCCAGGCGCAGUUCGCUGCCAGCCGGGAGCUGAUCCGCAACAUCUACAACAGCUUUUACAAGCUGCGGGACCGGGCUGAGCGGGUGGCUUCCAGGGCCAUCGACAACGCUGCUGACCUCCUCAUAUUUGGAAAAGAGCUGAGUGCCCUAGGAUCAGACACGACCCCACUCCCUUCCUGGGCCACUCUGAACAGCAGCACGUGGGGGUCCCUCAAACAGGCUCUGAAAGGCCUGUCGGUCGAGUUUGCGUUGCUUGCAGACAAGGCCGCACGACAGGGCAAGCAGGAGGAGGAUGACGUGGUGGAGAAAUUGAACCUCUUCUUGGAUCUGCUGCAGUCCUACAAAGUAAGCCGUGACUGCCCCUUGCUGGGGGACGGAGCUUUUGAGAAUGACUUCGGGAUCUUUAGGGCUCUAACUCUGGACCUGUGCGAGCGGCACGAGAAGGGCGUGCUGCACAAGCACCAGCGGGCCCUGCACAAGUACGGCCUGAUGAAGGGGCAGAUGAUGAGUGCCGUGCAGAGCCGCGAGCCUGAGGCCGUGGAGCAGCUGGAGUCGCGCAUCCUGGAGCAGGAGACUGCCAUCCAGACAAUGGAGCUGCGCAACUACUUCUCCCUGUACUGCCUGCACCAGGAGACGCAGCUCGUCCACGUCUACCUGCCGCUCACCUCCCACAUCCUUGGCGCCUUCGUCAACUCCCAGAUCCAGGGGCACAAGGAGAUGAGCCAGGUCUGGAACGAUCUGAAGCCCAAGUUAAACUGCCUGUUUGCUGGACCCCCCAACGCCCUGACUCCGCCAAGGUCUCCGCAGGAGGACAGCGCGUUUCCUCACUAGUGCUGGGGAGGCCAGCGUUCCCUGUGGCCUCACUAAAACCUACUUCCAAAUGCUGUGUCCCUCUUUAAUUCCCUUGGACGGCUGUACCCCGGCCCCCGAGCAGGGGCACUCGUGCCCUGGGGGGCCGGGCUCUGGGUGAUCGCUGGUCCUCUUGCCCCUCGAUGGGGGCGUGGCUGAGGACACCACCCCCCAAGGCAUUCUGAGCGGUGGAGACCCGACUGCUGCCCAUGCCCCCUUCUGUUGCCCCUGCCCAUGCUCUGGUGUGUUCUGGUGCUGAGAAGCGAGUUCUCUGAUGUUGAGGCAGGGGAGACGGGUCAGGUCUGGGGGAGUCUGAAGGGAGAGCCUUAGGUGUGUCUGAGCACAUGGAAGAUACUGCCCCAUGGGGUAUGCGUGUGUGCACGUGUGUGUGUGCGACGGCCCCACAUGGGGCAGGUGCAGUUGGACGCGGAGGUGGUGCUGAUGGGGACAUGCUCCCAGGCUGGGGCUGUCACACUAUCCUUGUGCGGCUGCCAGUGUGGAAGGCCGUGUGUGUGCUGGCGGGUGCACCGCCCUGGGCUGGGGGGUCCCUGAGUCCCUCGCUGUGCACACACAUGCACAUGCUGGGGACCCUAUGGCCUAGCUCUGAGGCCGAGGGAGGGUGCAGGAGGGGUCAGCUGGGCUCGAGUGUGUGGUCUGUGUGGGAAGGAACCUGUUUCUCUGAAGAUACCCUUUUGGGCCUGUACCAUCCCUCCUGGCCUCCCUUUUCGUGCUCACUGAUUGCUGUCUUUUCACCGAGGCGGACCAGAGCCUUCAGGGCUACUUCCCUCUGGUGAGGAGAGGGUUGUUCUCUGGCAGCCCCACGGGGGUAUUUCCAGUUGAGGCCUGAAUGUGUUCCUUUCUCAGUCACCACUGUGGUGACACGUGGGGCUUUUCCAGUGGUUCGGAGCUAGACGGGAUGCUGUCUGGUCCCCUUGGGCUUUCUUUGAGCUCACGGUGCUCAGUGGCCGAGGAGAGAUGUUAAGAGUUUCUAACUGGACUGCAGGAUUCUGAGAUUACUGCCUUCCGGGGAUGCUUGCCCAACUUCAAGGGUUUUUUCCUCCCUUGAUCUGCAGGAUUCUCUCUCUGCUUGCAUGUCCAAUUGCGGCGUGCAGAAUCCUGAGGUUGAGAUGGAAGGCUCUAGGCUAGCCCAGCACUCAUGCCAGCACACCCGACUCCCCAUUGGUGGAUGACGGGGGACCGCUGACACUGCGCUGGCUCAAAUCCCCAAGUGAGCGUCCUCACCACAGCCAGGUGGCUGCGUUGGGCCAUUCGGAGAAGAUGGGUGCCAAGAGCUGACCGGGAUCCACCUGUGCCCAGCAAGGCAGUGAGAGGGUGGGUGGGGUGCAGGGGAAGCCCCCUCGGCCGUGGCUGCCGUGGGUCUUCCUGCCUACCGGGAAGCUGUUAGGAGAGCUAAUGGCUGGCUUUUCUGAGCUGUGGGGCUGCUACUUUUGGAUCCACCUCUCUAGAGAGAAGUCCGGAACCAGUGUGCGUGGGCCUGGGCAGUGCCAGCCUUCUCUGCACUGAUGUGCUCAGUACAGAGUGCAGCAGCCACCUCAGCAGCAGGCUACAUGGCCUCUCCCAUGCUGUCCCUGUGGCGGUUGUGAGACGUGGCAGCCCUGGGGCUGCAGGGCCACCCACCUGCGCAGAGGCUGCCACGGUGUUGGGGCCACAGGUGGCCACAGCCUUGUUGAGGUCCCGGCAGGCCCGUUCCGGGCGGGGGCAGGCAGCGAGCCUGGCUGGGCCUACACAGCCUUCUGCCAGGGCAUGGGGAGAGCAGGGAACCCCAGGCAGUCCCAGGCUGCCAGGGGGAGCCUCUCCCAGGGCGCCAGUCACUAAGGAGAACCCACACACCAAAGACUUCAAGACAAGCCUUUUCUGAAAAGAACUUGACUGAUGGAGACUCAAGCGCGGGGCGGCAGCUCCCUGCAGUGGAAACAGGUUUCUUGGCUCUGGCCCUUUUCCCGAGGAGCUCAUCUGGCAGCGGUGCAGCCUGCUCCUGAGAGGCAGGCGGAGGGAAGCCUGUGGGGGUGUGUGGGGGGCUCUCUGCCAUCAUCCCCUCCCCAACCUGAGGCUCCUGGUGAGAGCAGUGGAAGACUUCUGAGGAGGGGGUGGGCCACCACCUUCCACUCGGGGGUCUUUCUCUGUCCUGAAGCUGGGCUGGCAGUACACAGCCAGGCCUGGGGUGGGAUGGGGCAGGGCAGGCCGUUCCUGUCCCCCCUAAAGCCUGCCCUGGUGCCCUCAGCCCUGGUGGGAGGUGUCUCUUCUUGCUUGGGGUCACCGGCCCACACCCCACAGUGUUUCCUGGUCCAGCUUACACGGUGCCAUGUAGCAAGGUGUGAGGGGCAGUGGAGGGAGGAAUGUGGUUUAGGGGUACAGGGUGGGCCAAGAGGGACUGACCUAAGUCAGGAUUCUUUGCAUCGGAGGCUUUUUCUCUUGCUUUGCUGAGUCAAUUAGUUCUAUGGCCGAAGCACUUUAUUAGACUGCGAGAAUCGAUUACUACGCUGCCCGGCAAACUGGACUUGUUUACAAAUGACCUACGUUGCGAGAUUUUUACCAGCAAACCUAUAUGAACAAUUAUUAAAUAUAUUUAUAGAAA